UUCAGUUACAGCGAACGUUCGCCCACGACCGUUCGUUUCCGAUUCGGUCUUAUUGAACGAUAAGUUUGGCGCGAACGUUUCAAGAUGGCGGCUCCCAGAGAAUUGAUUGCGAUUUUGAUGGAAGAAAUCGCUAAUAACACUGAAAUUGAGCACUUUCAAGCGAAUAUUGAAGUAGCUACGGGUGUUAACAAUGUCGUUACAGCAGCCGCACAGCUCCUGUCCAAUGCUACUGCCCCAGUUCGAGUCCAAAGCUAUGUAGAAGAUGUGGUGGACUUAUAUUCAGAUAUGGAGUUCAAGUCGCAUUUUAGAAUGCAAAGAUCAACUUUUGAGGCUUUAUGCAGGGAAGUCGCUCCUUCAAUGCAAAGGGAGAGGUCAAUGACAGUCAACACAAGAUUGUUGGCCACAAUUUGGAUGCUUAGCAACAAGGAAUGUUACCGAAGUGUUGCUGACCGAUUUGGGAUCAGUAAAGGCACACUCCACCUGACUGUAAUACAGACCUGCCAGACUCUCUCCAACUUGAAGGACAAGUACAUAAAAUUUCCAGAAGCACGAAGGGAAAUGUUGUCACUAGCAGAGGGGUUCCGUGUGCGAUGUGGAUUUCCAGGAGUUGUCGGUGCAGUAGACGGAACCCACAUUCCCAUUCCUGCUCCAAUAUCCGAGUUUCGAGCCUCCUUCAUUAACAGGAAGGGAUUAUCCAGCAUGCAACUGCAAGUGGUGUGCGACAGUAACCUGCGGUUUUUGGACACGUAUACUGGUUGGCCUGGGUCGGUGCACGCGUGUAUGGGAACAGCCCGGUUCAGCAACUUAUUGAAGAAUUGCCAGACGAAUUCCAUGUCCUUGGGGAUUCUGCCUAUCCACUGUCUGCACACCUUCUUACUCCAUACAGAGACAAUGGCCAUUUAGAUCGUGUGCAGAAACAAUUCAACAAGGCGCACUCUUCAACCAGAGUUGAUGUUGAAAGAGCAAUCGGACUGUUGAAAGCAAAGUUUAGGAGGCUGAAGUCUUUAGACAUGCUGAAGCAAGAAAAAAUACCGGAAGUUAUUACAGCUUGCUGUGUUCUGCACAACUUCAUCUUGGACAAUGAAAAUUUGGAAGAUGUGUUGUCCGAUCCAGAGGUGGAGGUGCAAGUGGAUGAAGGAGAACCCGAACAACCUGCUGGUCCUGUCAACGUUAGAGGGGCGGAAAAAAGAAGGGAGAUCUCUUUUAUGCUGUAGCAUUGUCAAAGGAAAGGACUCGGACACAUUGAUAUGAUGAGUAACAAAAUGUUAACAGGAUUUCUAGAACAGUUUAUUUAGGCUCUUGGUUUAGUGCUUAUUUUGAAUGAUCAACUAUUUAUUGAAGUUCCUAGAUAACUUAAUGCAUCAUGUCCUGCAAAUGCAUAUUUUGUACAUAUUAAUGUGCCCCGCACAUUGUUGUUGUUGUUUUAAUUGUUCCCUUGUUUGAUAACGAUUGUUCGUGUGUUAUAAAUAUAUGAAUUAAUGCAAUUGCCUAAAAAUUA
Messenger RNA from Dreissena polymorpha, 1498 nucleotides. Its product is annotated as putative nuclease HARBI1. The coding region runs from base 85 to 903 and encodes 272 amino acids. The record is from RefSeq and is a predicted model, not a curated record. NCBI's taxonomy places the organism in Eukaryota, Metazoa, Mollusca, Bivalvia, Myida, Dreissenidae. The transcript is spliced from 4 exons.